UGUAGAUUCUUGUCUCGUGUGGCGUUUACGCCCUCGCGUCGUAAUGUACUAAAAUUCUUUUUUUAAUGGCUGUAAGUGCUUACAAAGACACCGACAAAAAUUAUAGUAGUGGAAAAUAUACAAAUUAUAGUACACCGGAAAAUGAAAAUUAUAAUUUUCCUAGUUUCAGUUGAUACAUAUAGAUUUUUCGAUCUAUAGAUCUUUUCUUUCUUAGUACUUGGUAAUGGACCACUGGUAAUAGAUAUCAGCUGUUCGGACGAAAAUCAAAGUCUUUUAAAAUUUGGUCUUGCAAUUUUGGCAUGCAAUGAAUAAUUGUGACCACAGAGAAGUUUAUCAUUUGUAACUUUCAGUGAAAUUAAUUAUCGAGAAAGCAUUUUUCUUUCCUCUGUAUGAUAAUAGUAUUUAGAUACAAACUGGUGAAAUAAAACUCUUGGUUUGGUAUCAUCAAUACAUUCAUAAUGGACUUAAUAAGAUUGGCUCAGUUUUAUAAGACACCUAGUGAGGAGAGAAAAUUAGCACUUCUUAGGAAAGUAGAUGUUUCUUAUUGUGUUCCAGAUGACUUUUCUAAAUCUAUACAAAACAAAUACCAUGCAGGCAGCAAUUGUUUACAUUUUGCAGUUAAAACUACUAAUUCAAAUUUAAUAAAUAUGCUAUUGGAUCGUGGAGUUGACUUUUUAAAGCAAAGAACUUGUGAUGGAAAAACCCCACUUCACAUAGCUUUUUAUAAUAAUAACUAUGGUGCAAGACUUAGUGGCAAAUUAAGAAAAAAUAACAUAAUAAGCAUCUUGUUGUCAAUUCAAGUAAAAAGAAACCAACCCAUCAAUCCAAAAUGUAAAACAGGAGUAACUCAUCUACACAUAGCAUGUGCUGUAAACCAUACAGAAGCAGUGAAAUUGUUUGUAAAAGCUAAAGAUUAUCUUCAUGAAACAACUAACACAGAUAAAUAUCUUGUAACACCUGGAUACACAGCUUUACAUUUUGCAGUCAAACAUUCUUCUAUUGAAUCAACUGAAAUAUUAUUAAAGAAUGGUGCAGACAUACAUUUCAAAGAUGCUAAAGGUUUCAGUGCAUUAGACUUAUUGAUUGAUCGUUUAAUGGAUACGAAAGAUUUUAUGUGCAUGGGUAAAAGAGCACUUUGUUCAUCGUACGAAAGAGAGAUAGGAAAGCUUGAAUCUAUUGCCGAAUUGUUUUUGGAAAUUAAACCAGAUCAUGCUAAUUUUAUUAGUGAUUCAGGACUAUCAACUUUUCAUUUGGCUUGUACAUUAACAGAUUCUUGUAUUGGUGCAGAAUUUUUAAGACAAAAUCUUGAUAUAAAUUUAACUGUUAAGAAUAAUUCUCAAUUGUGGCCAGGAUGGACAUCUCUUCAUUUUGCUGCCUGUUCCAGUGUUGAAAUGUUUAAGCUACUGCUGGAGUCUGGAGCUGAUAUCAGUAUUAAAAAUGCUAAAGGAGAAACUCCAUUAGAUUUAUUUACAAUGAGAUAUGAUCCAAAGACUAUACACUCUAUUUUGUCUGAAAUGAAAAAUAUCAAAAAUUUAUUAAUGUCUGAUGGAGUUACUAAAAUACUAGAUGUUUUGUUAGCUAUGAAUGAUUGUAACAAAUUUAGUGAUUUCUUGCAAGAUUUAAAGGAUGUGAAUAUAAGUGUACCAGUGGAAUCUCCAAUAUGGUCAGGUUUCAAUGUACUGCACUUGGCAAUAGCAUUAAAUGAGAAAACGAAAUCUCAGGGAGAAUUUUUCGAUAAGUUAUAUUUUGAUGAUGAUGUCACUGUGUUUCCAACCGGUUACAAUUGCACAGAGGAAGAUGAGAAGAAAUAUUGGAAAAGAAUUAUUGUAUGUUUAGCAAAAUCAUGUAGCCUCAAGACUAAAAAUGCAGAUGGUGUCUCUCCAAUUCAUUUUGCUUUUAAUCGAAAUAAAGGAAAAGUUGUUGACUUGUUAUUGAACAACUGUCAAGAUAAUAUAGUUGACUCAAACAAUCUUUCAGUUCUACACAUAGCUUCUGCUGUUGGAAGAAAAGAUGUGGUUGAUCGUUUACAGAAAAAAGGAACAGACUUGAAUAUUCGUACAAAGAAGAGCUUCCAAUGGUUUGGAAAACCUUACCAGGCGGACGAAGAUGCGAAACCUUACUUAAUGUACCUACGAGCAAAUUCUACGCCACUGCAUGUAGCUGUAGUUUUUGCACACAAGAAUGUAAUAACAUACUUGCUAAAAAAAGGCGCGGACGCUUACGCUAAAGACGAACUCGGACUGACACCUAUCCAUCUAACGUUGAUGUCAUUUAGAAAGCGUGAUGUUCGUUGUAGAAUCAAAGAUAUCGUUCUUCGAUAUAUUUCAAACAUAAAGGAAUCUGUAAGCAAUCACGGUUUGACUCAUCUUCACGUUGCCGCGUAUGCCAACGACGAUCGUUCCAUCAAUGAACUUGUUCAGCAUGGUGCUAACGUCGAUGCAAUUUUUGAUGCUGAAAUUCCGGAAAAGCAGAAUGAUGAGAUUAUGACUCGUGAUUUGUCGUUUCUUGUUGAACAUAUUGGAAUGACGCCACUGUGCCUCGCGAUUCAAGGAGGACUUGGUAAUAAUGCCGUUGAAGCGUUAAUACGAAAUGGUGCAAAUAUCUAUGCUCAGAAUUCGAAGGGCGAUACAGCAUUAAACAGCAUGAUGGAUUGUUUCCAUUGUUCUUUUGUCCAACAUUUCCUUAAAAUAUUAAAACAAGAUCAACGUGUUCGCGAACCGAUUGAUCCAAGCGGGAUGACUCUUCUGCAUGUUGCUUGCGCUGUUUUAGACAUCGAUUGGGCGAAAAAACUUCUACAGAAAGGAGCCAAUCCGAAUGCUCAGAUAAAAUCAAAUAAUCUUGAGUGGAGCGAUGAUACACCUUUGUGCACACUUAUCUUCGAAGCAACUGUGACUGAUCGAGUGUUCGUAAAUUUGGAGAAUUUUGUAAAACUGUUGCUUAAGUAUGGAGCAGAUGUCACGAUUAUGUGCAGGGAUAGUUCGCCAUUGCACGUUGCUUGUCACGCUGCUAAUCCUGAUCCAUCUUGGGAUGACGUUGAUCAAGAAAUGUAUCAAGAGCGCGUUAAAGCCAUGCUUGUUAUCAGCGACUUACUUUUGAUAAGUCAAAAAUCCUACAAAUUCAACCCAAUAGAUAACCAUGGAUUUUCACACUUUCACUACGCUUGUUUGAGAAAUAAAGCGGAUAUCGUUAAGAAAUUUUUGGAUAACGGUGUCGACGUUAACAUGCGAACUGAUCCUUUCUCUCCAGAAAGCAGUGGAUGGAUCCCUCUCCAUUUUGCUUUCAGCUAUAAAUCCGAGGCCGUUAUUCGUGUGCUUCUUGAAUAUGGAGCUGACUUGGAUGCUGAAGAUUCAUAUGGGACCACACCGUUGCACAUCGCUUUACAAAACGGCACUGUAAAUAUUAAGACGAUUGAAACAACGUUGAGUAAAGAAGCAGAUAUAAAAUCCAAAACUAUAUUUAAAAAUCAACGUUCCAUAGAUUACCUUUUAGAAUUAGGCAGUAUUACUUACAAACAGCUAGAAUACAUUUUGUUGCAUAAAUCUUCACUAAAUAUUACCAACAUUGAAUCGACUCAUAUAACUAUUGGAUUGAUAAUGCAAAAUACUGACCCACGAAAUAGCGAGGAGAUGUUUACAAAGCUCGUGAUAAUUUGCGACUUGAAAAAAGCAGUAAAUAAUGGAUUCAAUGCUAUUGAAAACAUAGUAUCCGUUUACCAUGAUGGCCAACUGACACGUAGUUAUUAUGUAGAAAGCAUUCAAAUGUUCAUAGAAAUGGGCUGUGAGCUUGACCAAAAAAAUGAAAAUGGAAAAACAGCUCUUCAUGAAGCUAUAAACCAUUAUAAUUUAGAGGCUAUUGAAGCCAUGCUACUACUUGGUGCCAACAUGAAUAUUGUUGAUAAUAAUAAUGAAACGCCCUUCGUGAUAGACUUUCUCUACAUAUGCAAUAUGGAUGAUGAACGUGAAGUUCGUUCAUUGAAACUCGUAUCUGCAUACAUAUGGAAAAUGAAGUUUGUGGGACUGGAGGUACUUCAAUCCAACGAAGAGGCCAUGGACGCCGCACAUAAAAUAUUUCCAAUGGACUUGGAUUUACAAAAACGUUGUGAAAAUGAACUAAAUAGCCUGCAACAAAAGAGUAUUACUAAAUCUUUAACUAUGAAAAGCUUUUUAUGCGAGUCAACAACUUUAAGAACGUAUCCGACAAUGCCUUUUGCUCAGCGUAAAAUCAUCAAUAACUUUUUUGAUCGCAAAUCACAAGAUCUGUUGCAGUUCCCGGAGCUAGCGGGGUUACUAACACUGCAAUAUAGAAUGACUUUACAAAGAGAUAAAUUAUAUGGUCCAGCAAAAAUAGCUCUUUCUACGAUUGCUUGUUUACAAUUGACUGAUUAUUGCUUGGAAAAUAUUUUAUUUCAUUUGGAAAACAAAGAAUUAAAAAAGUUGAUUGAAGCUGUGAGAAAAUUUAGGUUUAUUUAAAAGUUUAUAUGCUUUUAAUUUUGAAUCACUUAUUUUUUGAGAUUAUAUGUUAAAUGCACAAAAGAUAAUUAAAUUAUUGAUAUAUUAUGAUAAUAUGAAAUGAUCGCAUAAUUUUAUUCUACAUUAGUAUUAUAUAGUAAGAUGAUAUUUUAUAGAAAGUACAAACAAAGAGAACAAUUGCUAUUAUACAGCAUAUUCCAAAAUAUGAAUGAACUGAAAUUUAGU
This is a messenger RNA of Phymastichus coffea, 4694 nucleotides long. Its product is annotated as ankyrin-2-like. The transcript is spliced from 5 exons. Gene Ontology annotation, biological process: protein localization to ciliary inversin compartment. Lineage: Eukaryota; Metazoa; Arthropoda; Insecta; Hymenoptera; Eulophidae. The coding region runs from base 459 to 4469 and encodes 1336 amino acids. The record is from RefSeq and is a predicted model, not a curated record. Gene Ontology annotation, molecular function: protein binding. Gene Ontology annotation, cellular component: ciliary inversin compartment.